This is a messenger RNA of Chilo suppressalis (striped riceborer), 3233 nucleotides long. Lineage: Eukaryota; Metazoa; Arthropoda; Insecta; Lepidoptera; Crambidae. The record is from the annotation of a GenBank genome assembly.
CAGGCAUAAAACCGCAGGAAAGAUAAUAAGUUUUAUUAUCAACUAGAAGCCAAAUAUAAUUAGCGAAAUUUUAAUUUCACAAACACGCAUGUAUCUUUCUUUUUACUUUUUACGCAUUGUUCUAAUCUUAAGAGAAUAAAUAAUCUACUGAAAAUCAAAAUGUCAGUGUCGUAUAAAUGCACAUCAUAUCAACCACACUAUUGUUGUUGAUCGAAGACCUUAAUAGUAAAAAAGUAUAAUAUUAGUUUCUUUCUGUUCUGUUUCACAUGAAAACGAAAUAACUAGUUUUUAUGAUACUUAAAAAAAACAAUACAACAACAUUUUUUUAAACACCUUUGUAUAGAAAUAUGAAGUGGGUCAGUUUCUUAUCACUCACAAAAGUAGUAGAAAUCAUAUUUCUCAUUUUAUAGUAAUGAAAGGUAGGGCAAAGCAGAUUUCACAUAUCAAGUAUGGGAACUGUCAUUAUGGCUGAAAUGGAGAAGUUCACGGCCGUAAAACUUUAAAAAAAAAUCUGUCAUAAUGAUAACUGUCAGAUCUGCUUUGUCAGUCGUCAAAUUGUCAAUUCUUGGUUCAGUCUUGCAGUCAUAUCAAGUUCUAAACAUUACAAAAAUACUUCUAUUUUUAGUUUUUCCCACGUUUUGCAUUUGUCUACAUUAAUAGUAUUCCUAAUAUACCCAUUUCUACUUUUAUAUCUUAAGUGGCUUAACAAGUGGACAAGCAAAAUGGGUCGAAAAUCCCAAUCGAAACAAUCGCAGAAGAAAAACAGUGGGAAAGAAAAUAAUAAGCUCAUUCACAAUAGAAAAGAGCUCAAUGUUUUAAUUGAUAAAUUGCUUAAAUUAACCAGCAUUUUUCAGGCCGCGUGCAAUGUUACCAAAAGUUGGGAACACCAUUUGGAAAUCAGUGAAAUCCUAAGGCAAAUAACAAAUAUAGAAUUAGGUUAUAGUAGUAAAAAUAAACGGAGUCCACGUCAAGCAAAUGUGCAGAAUUACUUAAAAUGGUUAAGAGAAAAUGGAGCUGAAUUUGAUGGAGUUGACAUAGCUGAAUUUGAAGGCUAUGAAUGGGGUUUGAAAACAGUAAAAGCAUUUAAUGAAGGUUCAUUGAUACUCACUGUACCUGCUAAGGUUAUGAUGACAGAGAAAAAUGCACAGGAAUCCGAGCUUUCGGAAUUCAUUAAAGUUGAUCCAUUACUACAGAACAUGCCCAACAUUACCCUAGCUCUAGUUCUUUUAUUGGAAAAAAGUAGUCAAGAUUCCUUUUGGAAGCCUUAUAUUGAUAUGUUACCUGAAAAAUAUGCAACUGUUCUAUAUUUUAGUAAUGAAGAAUUGUCCGCACUUAAGCCCUCACCAGUCUUCGAAUCUGCUUUGAAACUAUAUAGAAGUAUUGCAAGGCAAUAUGCAUACUUUUGUAACAAAAUUCAUACCUUGAAUAUCCCAGUGAUGAAAAAACUGCAGGAAAUAUUUACUUUCGAUAAUUACAGAUGGGCGGUAUCUACGGUAAUGACGCGACAGAACAACAUCCAGCUGGGAAACUCUGACGUCACAGCUUUCAUCCCGCUUUGGGACAUGUGUAACCACGAGCACGGAAAGAUAACGACAGACUUCAACAAAGAACAAGACAGGGGUGAAUGUUACGCUCUACGUGACUUCAAGGAAGGCGAACAGAUAUUCAUAUUUUACGGAUCCCGCUCAAACGCUGAUCUAUUCCUACACAAUGGAUUCGUGUACCCUAACAACAGACACGACAGUCUUUCUCUAACUCUGGGUGUGAGCUCUAGUGAUCCACUUCGAGAAACUAGGCUCGCAUUGCUUACCAAACUAGGCUUAUCCGGAGUCACACACUACAAUCUGUACCAGGGAGAGAAUCCGGUCAGUCCAGAACUGUUGGCGUUUAUAAGGAUAUUCAACAUGAACCAAGAGGAGCUUGCCAAAUGGUCUGGCAGUAGUCUACCCAGCGAUCUAGUUUCGUUUGAUCCGACAAGUACUGCUGCUGUUGGCAAUACAUUGGAGAGACGUUCUCACAGCUAUCUGCUGACGAGGUGCAAGCUGAUACGGGCUGCUUAUAAUAAGGACAAGGAAGAAAUUGAACCGGACAACUUACACAGGAAAAAUGUUAAACUUUUAAAGGAAUGCGAAGUACAAAUACUAGACAGUGCCAUAGAGUAUCUGGCGAGAGUUCUUAAGGAUCUAGCAGAAGAAUGACUUUAGCCUCCAAAUGUAUGUGAUCUAUAGUAUUAAGAAAAAUAUUAUGAACAAAUCAAUCGAAUCAUGACAGUAUCUUUCUGAAACUUAUGCGCAAAGCUUAUGAGGGUUUUAUUUUUUUUAACACUUACUUUUUUGUAACUAAUUUAUUUUUUAUUAGUAUCAAUGUAACGUAUUUUUUUUAUUUAAGUAAAUUGUUAAUUUUGUAAGUUUUAUAAAUUUUGUAUUUAAGAUGUGUGCGUUUAUUAAAAAUGUUGAUUUUUUAUCUACAGUGUUUUAUUCAUAUUUCUUUUUUUUAGUCUACAAAAAUGAUAGUUACUUACGAUGACAUCAUAAAUACUUAAACAGCUUUACUCCGUAAAACAUUCCUAAAAGAAAGGUGACAUAUUAUUAUUUAAGCAUUUAGUUGUUUCUUUUAUAUAAUCAAAGAAAGUUUCAAGAUAAAAAUAAUACCCUGUUCCAUAAAUCCCUACUGACAUAUCUUCACUAGUAGGGUUGGACCACUACUUGGAGCAUUUAUCCAUGUAUCCCUACCAGUUGGGAUAUAUGGAACUUUCUAUUCAACAUAUCCCUACGCACGGGUAGGUUAACUGCCGUCACAAUUUUUUUUAAAAUCGCCUGUUACAACUGGGAAUCAAACUCGUGAAAUUUCGAAAAAAAAAACAUGACAUAUUUUAUGAUACCCAUCGAAAGGGUUAAUCAUAAAAAUUAUGUUUUGCUAAAUUAAAUAGCAUUUUAAAUGAAAAGAAUGUCUUAUUACGUGAUAAAAAUAAUAAAGUGAUAUACAAAUUGUACUACAGUAAAAUACGUACUACAGUUUUUAUAUCACUUUAUUAUUUUUAUCACGUAAUUCACAUUCCAUUUAUUUAAAAUGCUAUGUUAUUUAGCAAAAAAUAAUCCUUAUGAUUAACCCUUUCGAUGGUUAUUAUAAAAUAUGCCGUGUUAUUUUUUUCGAAAUUUCACGUGUUUGAUUCUCAGUUGUAGUAGGCGAUUUUAAAUAAAUCUCUGAAUGCAGAUCUAGUUAUUAUUAAAAAU